GGGGUUGGCACUUCCCUGUCAGUCGUCGUUUCUUUUUGGCGAACCAGAUGUUGACACAUCUCUCGGCGCCUACCUCGGAGCCUUUGCUGCCUGCCGGUUCGACCAAAGCAACAAAUAUUAGUCUCUCAGUUCAUCGUGGGCCGAGUUAUUAAUUAGCAUCCAAACAUGCCGCAGAAGAAGCUGCUUUAAAUACAGGAUCCAAUGUUUGCGGCUUGCCUUUGCUUGGUAUUUUGCCUUUCGGCGCCGGCUGCUGCUCGGGACAGUACGGGCGACCCCCCGCCCAAUGACCAACCUGUCGGCUGGCAAGCUGGAAAUAGCCACCGCGGCACUUGGGACAUUACUAGCAGCUGCUUAUCAACCAUCGUUGCCUGCACGUGGAGCAUUCAGCAUCUCAACGUCCCAGGGGGUCGACGAGAUGGCAAAUGGAGCCGGCGGUUGCGGAGCGUCAAGUGGAUGAUCAUAACGAUAUUGUUCCCCGAGUUGAUCGUCGUCCACGCCAUCUACGAAUUCGUCAUGGCUUUGCAGGCUCUUCGGCUGAUGGAACUGAACGGGAGAUCUGUUGAGCUGCCCUGGUGGCUCACUCCAAGGCGUUCAUACUUGCUGAACCGUUUUUCGUACUGGCUAUUAUGCUCCUCCAAACAGCAGAAAGCCGCAGACACCGAAAGCCAACCUGUCGAAGAUAGUUCAAAGUGGACACUUACCCACUGCUUCUUCGCGAACAUGGGCGGUUUCUAUUACGAGGAGGCGGAAGGACAGCAACAAUUUCCACUGACGGCCCUUCAACUGGCGGAAGAGUCAGGGUUUGAGGUCCCAACGAUUACGGAGGAGGAGAUUGCGGACAAAAGCAAGCGUGACUGGUUCGCAAAAGGCGUUGCCGUUUUGGGGUUCCUGCAGCUCGCACUCUCCCUCAUCGUGCGAACGAACCAGGGGCUAGCCUUCUCACAACUUGAGACGAUCACGUUGGGCUUCGCAGUGUGCGGCGCAGUUAUUUACCUUGUCUAUCUCUCCAAGCCUCAAAAAGUGGAAACGGGAAUGCGACUCAGACGACAGAACAUACCGGUACCAGGAAGAUCCCCCCAGCAAGUACCCUCACAGGACGAAUUAUCAUGGGAGGCAUCAUCAUCACGGGAGGCAUCAUCAUCACGGGAGGCAUCACCAUCACGGGAAGCAUCAUCAUCACGGGAGGCAUCACCAUCACGGGAGGCAUCUUCGCCCCCCAUCCUGCGCUUCAAGAAAACAUACGACAGCUUCUGGGAUGUCUUAAUGAACAAGCCGGGUCACGCCAUUACGGAAGGGGGCAAGCCAAGCUCUGGGAUCCCAGACAGGAUCCCAAAUGACAACAUCCCGAUUUCCGAGAAUCCUGUCGCUCAUCCGGGCGUCUAUCUCUUGGCUUUUGCGUCAGGACUCUUUGGUGCCAUGCAUGCCAUAGCCUGGCAUUUCGAAUUUCCUUCGACCGUGGAGAGAAUCCUCUGGCAGACCGCCACUGUCGUCGCCGCGGGGAGUCCGGUUGUUGGCCUGGUCACGAUACCCUUCGCACAGUGGACCGUCUCCACAGGUGAUCCCGAACUCUUCGCGGGAAAUUGCCUUCGGUUGAUGAGGGAGUACUCUUGGUAUGUUCGUGAUAAAGGCCCAGUUGGCGAAGCAUACGAGAAGCUCGAGGACGCUAUCGCCCAGCCGCAUGCACCGCAACCUUACACUAGCAUCUUUUCCCUAGAGCAGAAUCAGAGCGGCGAGCGGACGUCAGAUCUUGUGUCAGACCUACUCAACUUCUUGGAGAGUCCAGGCGAGUUUGGCCACCUGGAUACGAAUCAACUGGAUCUACACAUGGACAGUGAAUUCAUUAAAAACUUCCAACACUUAGAUCGCUUGAUGAGAGGGGAGGAGGUGUCGAAGAAGCUCUUGGAAAAAGCCACGACGAGUCUCUUCCCACGGAAGAACUUACUUCCCUCAACAUUGGAUCUGAAUCUGGGAAUUCUCUAUGUGACGAGCUUGCUAUACUGCCUGUCCCGUUUGUCACUGCUGGUUAUCGCGUUCUCAAGCCUUCGCCAGAUGCCGGAGUCCGUAUAUGUCAGCACGCCUUGGACGGGGUAUAUUCCUACGCUAGAGUCGAGCAGAUAGGUUCUGCUGCCGAUUUGGCACGUCGCUACAGUGGGUUUAUUUUAUUCAUGCUUGGGAGAAUCAGGUUUCUUCGGCAUCUGGUUCCUGGCAACCUGUCCUGUCAAUCUCAUACUCUUGUCCAGCUUCGGCCCUAGCCCUUCGCCUCAUGAAGUCUUGCGUUUGUUGGCAGUGCUGCUUGCGGGAUCAUCUAAAGGUUGUAGGCAAGACUUGGAAGGGUAAGACCGAAGAUGUCUGGGAAUGUUGCUGGUCGUCUGGUGGCCUUGAGUUUCUUUACCGCUCGACGCAUGUGGGAUCAGAGCAAGGUCUGAGGAUGAAGGGCAGGUCUCCCAAACUGUGCCUGAGGA
This is a messenger RNA of Phialemonium atrogriseum, 2462 nucleotides long. RefSeq lists its product as uncharacterized. The transcript has 2 exons. Bases 202 to 2118 code for a protein of 638 amino acids. The record is from RefSeq and is a predicted model, not a curated record. Lineage: Eukaryota; Fungi; Ascomycota; Sordariomycetes; Cephalothecales; Cephalothecaceae.